This is a messenger RNA of Rotaria sp. Silwood1, 630 nucleotides long. The record is from the annotation of a GenBank genome assembly. NCBI's taxonomy places the organism in Eukaryota, Metazoa, Rotifera, Eurotatoria, Philodinida, Philodinidae.
AUGAAUAUUGAAAUAUUUCCAAAUAUUAUUGUAGAUAAAAAUCCAUUAGAAAUACAUCCACAAUUACUUCGUCAUGCAGUACUUGUUGGUUUAUUAAAUAUAAAUGCAUUUGUUUGCAUAUCAGUUUUAUCAUGGUCAGUAUUAACAAAAAAUCGUGAUGGUGUUUAUUAUGAAUUACAAUUUCUUGAUACUGUUUUCUUACAUGGUCAAGGUAUUUUAACAUUUCUUGUUUUUUCACUUGAUGCUGAUGUACUAUUACCUAUAAGUCGAAAAAUUGUUAAAUUAUUGAAUCGUUUUGGUCUAAACAUAAAAUUUCCUCGACAUAAUAGAAGUCAUAGAUCCUCAGAAAGUGAUCGACUGGUUGACUUUGAACAUCAAAUUCGACCAAAUUUUAUUCGAUAUUCAAUAUUAACACAAAGCACAAAUAGUUCAAUGGAAACAAUUGAAACAAUAUUUAAUGAAAAUGAUUUUUGUCAAUGGCUUAUAUCAAGUGGUUAUAUAGAGAAUGAAUCAAAAGCUCAUAAUUACUGUCAAGAAUUAAUCCAUAAAAAACAAAUUAUUUGUAUUGAUCGUAUACACAGUGAAGAAAUUCUAGAUUCCAGUAAUCAUUGGUAUGCUUUUUCCAAAUAA